UGUCUAGUGAAGUCUAGUGUCAUUUGUUUGACAGCCGAAAACUGAGACUUUCGUUGUUUUGAGUUGCACGUGUUUUGUAAUUUUGACUUGAUAAACCUUUUCGAAACCUUAUUAAUAUAAAUUGGAGCUCGGCCUUUCGUAAGAAGUAACUAGCCUAAUCGAUAUGUCUAACGAAAUGGAAGAACAAAUGGAAAGCAGUUCGUCUGAAAGCGAGGACGAUGGCAUGGAUGAGGAAGGGAACAAUGACGAGGAAUCUGGGCCGAAAACCUACCUUCCCGGCCAGCCGUUACAAGAGGAUGAGCAUUUGAUAUGUGACCAAUCUGCUUAUGUUAUGCUCCAUCAGGCACAAACUGGUGCUCCUUGCUUGAGUUUCGAUAUAAUAACUGAUACUCUCGGCAACGACAGGCAUGAAUUUCCGAUGACUUCAUACUUAGUCGCUGGAACACAGGCAUCAAGCGCACACUUAAACAAUGUUUUAGUAGUCAAAAUGACAAAUUUACAUCCAACAUCAAAAGCAAACAAUGAUGAGGAUGAAGAAUCUGACGAAGAUGCAGAAGACGAUGAAGAAGAAGAAGAUGAAGAGAAAAAACCACAGAUGACAUUCUCUUUCAUAAAACAUCAAGGAUGUGUUAAUAGGAUAAGGGCUACAAAUUUUAAAAAUUCUGUACUAGCUGCAAGUUGGUCAGAGCUGGGCAAUGUUAGCAUAUGGAACAUAACCCAGCAGUUACAAGCAGUGGAUGAGCCAACUUUGCUUGAACGUUACAAUCUGGAUACUGUCAGUAACCCUGUGAAGCCUUUGUACUCCUUUAGUGGACACCAACAAGAGGGAUUUGGUAUUGAUUGGUGCCCCACUGAACCAGGUGUGUUAGCAACCGGUGAUUGCCGAAGAGACAUCCAUAUUUGGAAACCUAAUGAAGGAGGCACAUGGACAGUGGAUCAGCGUCCCCUAGUUGGACACACAAGUUCUAUAGAAGACAUCCAGUGGUCACCCAAUGAAAGGAAUGUAUUAGCAACAUGUUCAGUUGACCGAACAAUCAGGAUAUGGGACACAAGAGCAGCACCGCACAAGGCUUGCAUGCUGGUAGCAGAAAAUGCCCAUGAGAAAGAUGUCAAUGUUUUAUCCUGGAAUAGCAAGGAACCAUUCAUUGCCAGCGGUGGUGAUGAUGGCUGUCUCCAUAUAUGGGAUUUACGUCAAUUCCCAACAAGUACACCAGUAGGCACUUUCAAGCACCAUACAGCACCAAUCACAUCAGUGGAGUGGCAUUGGACUGAGCCCAGUGUGCUGGCUUCAGCGGGAGAGGACAACCAGGUGGCACUCUGGGACUUGGCAGUUGAGAGGGACGAUGAAGAAGUGGUGGAUGAAGAACUAAAGAAUCUUCCCCCACAACUCUUGUUCAUUCAUCAAGGUCAAACGGACAUCAAAGAACUUCAUUGGCAUAAACAGAUUCCAGGUGUAAUUGUAACUACAGCACAUACUGGUUUUAAUAUAUUUAAAACUAUUAGUGUAUAAAUAAAAUAUUAUAUA
Messenger RNA from Pararge aegeria (speckled wood butterfly), 1525 nucleotides. Its product is annotated as glutamate-rich WD repeat-containing protein 1. The record is from RefSeq and is a predicted model, not a curated record. NCBI's taxonomy places the organism in Eukaryota, Metazoa, Arthropoda, Insecta, Lepidoptera, Nymphalidae. The transcript has 7 exons. Gene Ontology annotation, molecular function: protein binding. The coding region runs from base 164 to 1510 and encodes 448 amino acids.